UGUAUAAAACUCGCGCCAAUGAUCAGGUGAGAUUACGGGAUUGCAUAACGAGGACUAAGUCAUUAACCGGCAGGAAAAAAAGGAGGAGCGUCUUUUCUCUGCGUCACUGGCAAGGAUUGGACGCCCACUUGGACCUUUGAGCGCAGCCAAUCGGGCGUCAACGACCUCGUUGUUGCUCGACAAACAAUCAGAAAUGAUUUUCCUAAACAAUCAGUUGAUCAGGAAUAGAAUGCACAGUUAGAUGCUCGAGAAGAACAAAUCCCUUUGGAGAAGCGGAAGAGAUAUACGGAGGAGAGUACUCGGACGAAAUCUCGCCACGAAAUCUUGUAUUCGAUUCUAGACAUGCUCCUUAAUCUAGCCACGUCCAAGUCACGCAUUCUACAGCGUCUCGUUGCUAAAGAAUCAUCGGGGAGAAAACUCGAGAAGCUGUUAAGGAUUAAAAAUCGAUUUGAGACGAAUGAUCGAUGAUGGGUGUCAAAAGGCAAGGGAAAAUGUUUUGUAUACCGCAAAACGGUGAACAACGACCUGAUUGGCGACUGUCAAAAAAUGCACGUUGCAUCGUCUGGCGGUGAAGUGGGGAGCCACUGACGAAAACUUCCUCCUCGCUCUUCGUUGCGCGUCUCGCAUCAUCUUUGUCGGCAUAGGAAGAGAGACGCAUAGACAAGAAAAAGAAACGGCAGAGGAAAAGUUAGGAGAAGUUAGCUGAAGAAGCGAUUGCUGAUCAACUCGAGAGGCGAGAAAUUCAGUGGCGCUCCGUGAUUCUUGGUUUCGUCAUGUAUUACGUUGGUGACAUAACGAGACAUGUCUGCAAAUCCAGUAUUCGAGAACACCGAGUUAAACGUGUUAGAGACUGGUCAUCUAACAAACGAAUCGAUAACGGAAAACAAGAACUAUACCUCUUCCAGGAGACAAGAGAAAAAUCAAGUGAUUACGUACAAUCGGUAUACGAUGCAUUGGACAAUUUCUUUUCGAAGCAUCGUCAAAUAGUUCAAUUUUUCUUGAUGACUCUAGUGAAUUUAAUUGUAUUAAUUUAUUUCAUUUUUGCCACGAUAUAUUGGAAAAAUAAUUACAACUACUUCGAUUGGUGCCAUGGUUAUGGCUUGCUACUCCUUAUAUUAGUGGUCGUUUAUGGCUCAAUUUUUUAUCAUUAUGCCUUGAAACCUUUUUUUGGAAAAAUAUUCGUUUACUGUCAUCGGCCAUGUAUCAACAUCAUCGACAAUUUUCAAAAGAUAAAAUAUGGUAACAUCAUCGGCCAAACAGUAAUUUAUACAUGUAUCUUUGCUGCUAUCAUUGUAUUCCUUAUUAUCGACACUGCGAACUCGAGAGAAAGAUUAAUGAGUGGAAUCGGAAUCAUCGUAUUGAUAAGUUUAGGAUGGUUAUUCUCAAAGCAUCCUAGUCACAUAAAAUGGAAACUCGUCUUGAACGCGUUGAUCGUGCAAAUUAUCUUUGGUCUUUUUACAAUUCGAUGGUCCGUUGGUCGAUCUAUUUUCCAAUGUAUUGCCAACAAAGUAGAAUCAUUUCUCAACUUUGCAAAGAUUGGUGCAAGCUUCGUAUUUUCCGAUAAUCUAAUCGCAGAUGGUAUUUUUGCUUUCACUGUUCUGCCUGUGCUCUUUUAUUUUAAUUUUAUCAUUCAAAUGUUAUACUAUUUAGGUAUUAUGCAAUGGAUUAUCUUCAAUCUGGGUAAAUUUCUGCAAAAACUCAUGGGAACUUCGAUUUGUGAAUCAAUAGUUUGUGCUGGAAAUAUUUUUAUUGGAAUGACAGAAACACCGUUAAUGAUCAAACCUUAUUUGAACAAAUUAACUACCUCGGAAUUGCACACUCUCAUGAGUUCGGGUUUUGGUACCGUUUCAGGAACUGUUUUCGCCGCAUACAUUAAUUUCGGUGCAAAUCCUGCUCAUUUGAUAACCGCUACUUUGAUGGCAGCACCAGCAACUCUCUGUUAUGCUAAAUUAUUUUAUCCAGAAACUGAAAAGAUCGUAAUUACUUCCGAUAAUGUAAAAUUAGAAAAAUCUAAAGACACUGGUUUAAUAGACGCAGCGAGUAAAGGUGCUACGGCAGCAAUUCCUUUGGUUUUGAGUAUAAUUGCUAAUAUUGUUGCGUUCGUGUCCUUUAUCGCGUUAAUAAAUUCUCUAUUGUCCUGGAUAGGAUCACUAAUUGGUUAUGAAAAAUUAAGUUUCGAACUUAUAUUAUCGAAAGUAUUUAUACCUAUAAGUUGGGUUAUGGGAGUACCUUGGGAUCAUUGUGAGGAUGUAGCAACUUUAAUAGGUUUGAAGACUACAGUAAAUGAGUUUGUCGCUUAUAAAGAAUUGGGAAAAUAUAAGAAAGAAGGUCGAAUUUUUGGUAGAAUCGAGGCUAUAGCUACUUUUGCGAUUUGUGGUUUCGCGAAUCCUGGUUCUGUUGGAAUUACUAUAAGCAUAUUGACUUCUCUGGCUCCUGAUAAAAAAGAAAUUAUAACCAAUAUUGUCAUGAGAGCCUUCAUUUCUGGAUGUGUUAUUACGUUUCUUACAGCCAGUGUCGCUGGAAUGCUGGUACCUGAUGAUUACGAAUACAUAAGUGCAUUUGUAUCAAAUAGAACUCUUAGUUAAUAUUCUAGGUUAUUAUGUUUGUCGAUUCUAAAUAUAAAAUAUUUGUAAGAUAUAUGUAAAUAGGUAGGAUGAAUAAGAAAAUCUACAUUGUUUCAACUUAAUUGAUAUUAAGAUAUCAUCCUAUUUGUUAUAAUAUUAAAAUUUCAUAUCUAAUGUCCCAUA
Apis florea (little honeybee) is the source of this 2747-nucleotide messenger RNA. It is a transcript of the gene CNT2, whose product is annotated as Concentrative nucleoside transporter 2. Gene Ontology annotation, biological process: nucleoside transmembrane transport. NCBI's taxonomy places the organism in Eukaryota, Metazoa, Arthropoda, Insecta, Hymenoptera, Apidae. The record is from RefSeq and is a predicted model, not a curated record. Gene Ontology annotation, cellular component: plasma membrane. Gene Ontology annotation, molecular function: nucleoside:sodium symporter activity.